AUGAGCUCUUCUGGAGUCUCCGAUACAUCUCGAGGAGAAGCAGUCGAAGUUCGGACCGCCGAACAACAAGAUCAAGUCACGCUGAAGAAGAAGUGGUUCCAGAAAAUGUUCAGCAAAUCUUCCAAACCGAAGGGCAAUGACUCAUCAAUCCACACCGAUCAUGAGAUCGCGGAAGACAUUUCUGAAGAUGGGGAUGUGAACAGCAUAGAUGAAGACUACGGCAAGAAGCUUACCAAGCGUGGCAGUUAUCGCGCCCACACUAGCGUCGAUGCCGCAGCAGCAGCUGCUGUUCAUGCUCCCAUCGAGAUCAGCCAGAACUGGCUCGCGCGAUUCUUCCGAAUCAAGCCUGCCACCCGUGUUAUGUGUCUUCAGGUCAGCAAGGCACGUGCCCGGAAAGAUGUCAUCCGUGUGCUACGAGAUUGGCGAAAGUACGGUCUGCGAGAUGUGGUCUGCGAGCGACGUGCAGGUGGCGAUAUCAUCCGUGCCCGCGUUGACGCUUGCAAUUAUCUCCACAUCAAGCCGGUCAGUUUCCAUGCUUUCGUAUAUUGCGUCCUCGAGCAUGGACGAAAGGCGAAUCUGAGCGUCAUGAAAUUCACCCAGGAGAAGGGAGCGGCCAGCAGUUUCGAUCGAGUCGUCGAAACGCUCGAAUCUGUGCUGAAAGAGAAAGGUCUGAUCGUGCUGGACCCGGCCCGCAAGAAAGGCAUCGAGGUCAGUCUCAAGGAGGCGGGACUAUGA
Cyphellophora attinorum is the source of this 735-nucleotide messenger RNA. RefSeq lists its product as uncharacterized. The record is from RefSeq and is a predicted model, not a curated record. The transcript is spliced from 2 exons. NCBI's taxonomy places the organism in Eukaryota, Fungi, Ascomycota, Eurotiomycetes, Chaetothyriales, Cyphellophoraceae. The coding region runs from base 1 to 735 and encodes 244 amino acids.